Messenger RNA from Hibiscus syriacus, 680 nucleotides. RefSeq names its product probable calcium-binding protein CML46. NCBI's taxonomy places the organism in Eukaryota, Viridiplantae, Streptophyta, Magnoliopsida, Malvales, Malvaceae. The transcript has a single exon. Gene Ontology annotation, molecular function: calcium ion binding. The record is from RefSeq and is a predicted model, not a curated record. Bases 104 to 679 code for a protein of 191 amino acids.
CCAAUCCCAAACCUCAACAUUCCAUCAAAAUUUCUUCAACACUUUCUUUCACAAUUCAGAAAAUCAAAUACUUCUACUUUUCCUUUCUUUCGGGUCUUACAAAAUGGAGACAUCAUCAGACUAUGCCCUAUUUCCAUUCAUUGAUAUCAGUAUGAUCUACUUGUUUCUUAGCUUGACAUGUUAUAACACCUUUAAAAGUUCCUUCUCAAGUUAUUUGUCUUUCCCACAAUCCAAACAUGGCAGCUCAAAGGCCUCGUCAAAUUUGGAGAAACCCCAGAAUUUUGAUUCUUCAACCGAAGAAGCUUCUUUUGAAAACAAGGAAGAUUGUGUUGUAGUUUGCAGAGAAGAUGUGGAGAAGGUGAUGGGGAACCUGGGGAUUUUUUGCAGCAAAGAAAGUGAGGAGCUAAACAGAUCAUUUGGUUCUGAUGAGCUUCCCAGGCUGUUUGAAGAAGAAGAGCCGAGCUUGGAAGAGUUGAAGGGAGCUUUUGAUGUGUUUGAUGUGAAUAGAGAUGGGUUUAUUGAUGCACAUGAGUUGCAGAGAGUUGUGUGUGUUUUGGGUUUGAAGGAAGGUUUAAAGAUUGAGAAUUGCAACAAAAUGAUCAAUAAGUUUGAUGUAAAUAGAGAUGGCAGAAUAGAUUUUCAGGAAUUUGUAAAAUUAAUGGAGAUUACUUUUUUCUGAA